AUGACAGCUUUGCCUUUACGAAUACGCACUUCGCUUUUCGCCCUCACUUCAUUAGCUUCCUUGAUUCAUGGCUACCCAGCAACGGCCAUUGUUGCCUCUGAUGCCGAAAAGAUCAGCUAUGGAUCGGCCGAGUUUCUAGAAAAGGUAUUCAUUAUUAUCUUUCUAGUACUCCUUGGCGGUGUAUUUGCAGGUUUGACGUUGGGUCUUAUGGGCCAAGAUGAAACCAACUUGCACGUCCUUAUCGAAUCUGGAACCCCAAGUGAGCGAAAGAAUGCCAAAAAGGUGCUUGCGUUGCUUGAACGUGGCAAGCAUUGGGUCUUGGUUACUUUGUUGCUAUCGAAUGUGGUCAUCAAUGAGACUUUGCCAAUUAUCUUGGAUGGUGUUCUUGGUGGUGGAUGGCAAGCUGUUGUGAUUUCUACUGCUUUGAUUGUUAUUUUUGGCGAGGUUAUUCCUCAAUCCAUCUGUGUCCGUUAUGGCUUGGCAAUCGGUGCAAGAACAGCUUGGAUGGUCCUUGUGCUCAUGUAUGUCAUGUAUCCCAUUGCAUAUCCAACGGCAUUGCUUUUGGACUAUUUCCUUGGUGAAUCCCAUGGCACAGUUUACAAAAAGGCUGGUCUCAAGACUUUGGUGUCCCUUCACCAAGCAGUGGAGCCAUCCGAUGUCGAAGCACUUACUUCGGAUGAAGUGACGAUCAUUGGUGCUGUCCUUGAUCUUCGAUCGAAACCGGUAUCACAAAUCAUGACCCCCAUCCGUGACGUAUUCAUUUUAUCAGUGGAUGAUAUCCUUGACGAGGCGCUUGUGGACAAGAUUUUGACCGCUGGCUACUCGCGUAUACCUGUACAUGCUGCCGGUGAAGAUACCAACUUUGUUGGCAUGUUGUUGACCAAACGUCUCAUUACCUAUGAUCCCGAGGAUGCAUUGCCAGUAUCCAACUUACAACUCAGCACUUUGCCCGAGACUGGCCCUGAUACAAGCUGUUUGGACAUUCUCAAUUUCUUCCAAGAAGGAAAAAGUCAUAUGGCAUUGGUUUCAGAUGAUCCUGGAGGUCAAAGCGGUGCUAUUGGUGUGAUUACUCUUGAAGAUGUCAUUGAGGAACUUAUUGGCGAGGAAAUCAUUGAUGAGACGGAUGUCUAUGUUGAUGUGGCCAACAAGGUGCGUGUGGUGCGUCGUCAAGUCACCAACAGCAGGAAAUCCAAUGCCCGUCUCCAUUCAAGAUGGCGUAAACGACAUUCUCAACCAGGACCUAUCAAAGAAUCGAUUGUGCGUUCCAUGUCUACACAUUCUGUAUCCAAUCCUCAUCACAACAAGGUCGUGGAGCCCUAUCAAAAGACGUAUGGUGCCAUCACGCAUGGUGUUCUCUCUUCAUCGCCUUCCAAUGGUGCACAACAACAACAACAGGAACGUCAUCCUUUGUUGACCGGUUCUCCAAAAUGA
Molecule: messenger RNA, 1431 nt
Organism: Lichtheimia ornata
Lineage: Eukaryota; Fungi; Mucoromycota; Mucoromycetes; Mucorales; Lichtheimiaceae
Exons: 9
Coding region: 1-1431 (476 amino acids)
Biological process (GO): magnesium ion homeostasis
Cellular component (GO): intracellular membrane-bounded organelle
Source: RefSeq, a predicted model, not a curated record